This is a messenger RNA of Stereum hirsutum FP-91666 SS1, 1203 nucleotides long. Its product is annotated as cobW-domain-containing protein. Gene Ontology annotation, cellular component: cytoplasm. The coding region runs from base 196 to 1203 and encodes 335 amino acids. The record is from RefSeq and is a predicted model, not a curated record. NCBI's taxonomy places the organism in Eukaryota, Fungi, Basidiomycota, Agaricomycetes, Russulales, Stereaceae. The transcript is spliced from 8 exons.
CUGCCCUCUGCAUUUCGUCGAACUCGGACACAGGCAGACACGAAGUCCACGGAUAGUUACGCCUAAUCUCUAGACUUAUCUAGACCUCGGACCACGCACACAAGGACCUUGACGAAUUCAUCCCAGAAUCCUAUAUUUCAAGGAGAACACAUUCUCCACAACAUCCUUCAAAGUUCCAACCAUCAACUCUGAAACAUGCCCUCUGAUCCACCACCAGCACCUGUACCCAUCACCGUCUUCACGGGCUUCCUGGGCGCCGGAAAAACGUCUAUCAUCCUCUCACUUCUACCACAACUCCCGAAAGGUUACCGUUGUACAUUGCUGAAGAAUGAGUUCGGAGACAUCGAAGUGGACAGCCAAUUAGCGAAACAGAGUAGCCUAGCGUCGGUCAGCGAGAUCUUAAACGGAUGCAUGUGUUGUGUGUUGGUUGGACAAAUGAAGACCGCAUUACUCGAGAUCAUGGAAACUCAAAACCCUGACCGUAUCAUCAUCGAAUGCUCCGGAUCUGCCUUUCCCGCUACCUUAGCUUUCCAAAUCCGCGAACUUGAGCGCGAAACAAACCACGCACUCGCACUUGAUGCGAUCGUCACGGUCAUCGACGCGGAGAACUUCAGAGGAUACGAAGAUACUAGCAUGACUGCUCGCAUGCAGGCUCAGUACACUGAUGUCAUUCUCAUCAACAAGUGGGAACAUGUAUCGGAGCGUGCUCUCGACGAGGUGUUGGAUCACCUGAACACUCUGAAUGACCUCACGCCCAAGAUUAGAUGUACGGGUCGCGCCGGCGUUGAUCCUUCCCUCAUCUUCGGACUAGACUCGAAACUGUUCCUGAAGAAUGUCGAUGUUAGGAGUGGGGAUGGGAAAGAUUAUUUGCCUUCGGACGCUUCGACUACACACCACGACGAGGUCGAGACUGCGACUGGAACACAUUCCCAGCCGGUCGACGAAGUGGUUCUCAAGGACGCUUUGGCUGGAUUGUCAAAGGAGACCAUCUAUCGUGUGAAAGGUUUCGUUCGACUCGACUCUGGCUUCAAAAUAUUGAACUGGGCGUUUGGGAGGUAUGAUAUGCAUGUCUGGGAAGGGGGAAGUGUAGAUGGUCAGGAGGAGGUUAAUAUCAAGUUGACCGUCAUGGGCGAGAGGGGUGAAGUGAAGAGAGCAGCGCGAAAGUUCGCCGAGAAGCUAGGGGCGGAGCUAUCGAACGUGUAA